CGCCGGGUGGCGGCGCUGAGGGCUCGCCGAGAGGAGCUCCGCGGCGUCUGUUGGAGCCGUUCCCUCGGUGGGCCGCCGGCGAGGGCAUGAGCGCCGACCGCCCGUGCCUCAGGAGCGGCGGCGGCGGGAGCGGCGAGGGGAGGAGGCGCCGCGGAGAGGCCACCGUCCAGGGCAGCGCCGGGGGACAGCAGGGCAGGAAAUGUGCCUGUGCUUAGCGGCUCAGGAGGCAGCAUGCACCCCGAUGCCACCGACAGCAGCGGCGCCGGCCUCAACCUCGCGCCGGCCGCAGCCGCCGGCGGCCGCCCUGACUCCGGCGCCCCGGGCGAGCGCCGGCCGGACCCCCGGGAAGACGCGGCGGCGCCGGGGGCUCCUGGCGGCGGGAGCUGGCGAGUGCCAGUGGCCGUGGCCGCACUCGCCGCCGUGUGCCUCUCCUGGCUGGGGCCCGGUUGCUGGCAGGCGACCGGAGGCGCGGGGCCGUGCACCGUUCUGCUCAGGCUCUGCCUGUACCUGGGCUGCGCCGCGGCCGCCUUCCUCCUGGGGACCCUGUUCUCCCUCGUCUGCCGGAGCCGGCGAGCCCCUCCGCCCGACUUCGUCGCCGCCUGGAGACGGCUGGCUGCGGCCGCCCGCCGGCCGGGGAGUCCUGUGUAUGGAAACCCACAUGAGUCAGUUCAGUCUAGAAGGGUAGUAAUUUCUCAUAAUAUGGACAAAGCUCUGAAAGAAGUGUUUGACUACAGUUAUAGAGAUUACGUUCUGUCCUGGUAUGGAAAUCUCAGCAGAGAUGAGGGACAGCUUUACCAUCUGCUCUUGGAAGACUUUUGGGAAAUUGCCAGACAGCUGCGUCACAGACUGAGCCACGUGGAUGUGGUUAAAGUCGUCUGCAAUGAUGUUGUGAGGACUUUACUCACUCAUUUCUGUGACCUGAAAGCUGCAAAUGCCAGACAUGAAGAACAACCAAGGCCUUUUGUGUUACAUACAUGCUUGAGGAACUCAUAUGAUGAAGUGAAAUUCCUACAGAUGUGUUCUCGGGUUCUGGUGUUCUGUCUCCUUCCCUCAAAAGAUGUCCAGUCUUUCAGCUUACGUAUAAUGCUUGCAGAAAUACUCACAACAAAAGUCUUGAAGCCAGUAGUGGAGUUACUUAGUAAUCCAGAUUACAUUAACCAGAUGCUACUUGCCCAGCUGGAACGCAGAGAACAGAUGAAUGAACAUCACAAGAGAGCCUACACCUAUGCUCCAUCUUAUGAAGAGUUCAUCAAGCUUAUUAAUAGCAACUCUGAUGUUGAGUUCCUGAAGCAGCUAAGGUAUCAAAUUGUAGUAGAAAUAAUCCAAGCAACUACAAUUAGCAGCUUUCCCCAGCUGAAGAGGCACAAGGGUAAAGAAACUGCUGCAAUGAAAGCUGAUCUCCUAAGGGCCAGGAAUAUGAAAAGGUACAUUAACCAACUGACUGUGGCAAAGAAGCAGUGUGAGAAGAGAAUCCGAAUCCUGGGAGGCCCUGCCUAUGACCAGCAAGACGAGGGGGCCUUGGAUGAGGGAGAAGGGCCUCAAAGCCAGAAGAUUCUUCAGUUUGAAGAUAUCUUGGCCAGUACUUUCUAUCGAGAGCACUUUCGAACGUACAUGGAAAGGAUGGACAAGAGAGCUCUGAUUAGUUUUUGGGAGUCUGUGGAAUAUUUAAAGAGUGCUAACAAGAAUGAAAUUCCUCAAUUAGUUGGCGAAAUUUACCAGAAUUUCUUUGUGGAAAGCAAAGAAAUAUCUGUGGAAAAAUCACUUUACAAAGAAAUCCAGCAGUGUCUUGUAGGAAAUAAAGGUAUUGAAGUGUUCUGCAAAAUCCAGGGAGAUGUUUAUGAGACCCUAAAGGAUAGGUAUUACCCUUCGUUCAUUGUCAGUGACCUGUAUGAGAAGCUGAUGCUGAAAGAGGAAGAGAAAAAUGUCUCCCAGUUGAUUUCCAGCAAGGAUGAACUGGGCCCAGGAAUUGAGGCUGGUGAGGAAGCUGUAGAUGAAGGCACCAGCCGGAUUAAUGAACAAGCCAGUUUUGCUGUAAACAAACUACGAGAACUAAAUGAGAAACUUGAAUAUAAAAGGCAAGCUCUAAAUUCUAUUCAAAAUGCACCAAAACCUGACAAGAAGAUUGUUUUAAAGUUGAAGGAAGAGAUAAUUCUAAUAGAGAAAGAACGCACAGACCUACAGCUGCACAUGGCAAGAACAGAUUGGUGGUGUGAGAACCUCGGAAUGUGGAAAGCCUCCAUCACCAGUGGAGAGGUUACAGAAGAGAAUGGUGAGCAAAUGCCUUGUUACUUUGUUAUGGUAAGCUUACAAGAAGUUGGAGGAGUUGAAACUAAGAACUGGACCGUCCCCAGGAGGCUCAGUGAGUUCCAGAAUUUGCACCGGAAACUUAGUGAGGAACUGCAUCUUCUCUAACUCUCCUCCUCCUGAAGAUGAUGGCCCUCUUCCCUGGCAACUGAAGCACUCUUUGGUCACUUCUUUUGUUUCUGUUCAUUGUUCUCUGGCUCAGAAUGAACGGACACUGGUAAAAUCCUGUGGUCACCUAUUAGAUUGCUCUUCUGCGAAUGAAAUGUGUCUGUUUCCUUUAACCUUUUCUCUGAAGGGGAUUUAAAAAAAAAAAAAAACACUUGUAAUCACUAACUUAUGAAUACUGUAAUUUCUUCAAGUGCUUUUAAAACGAUGGUGGCCAAAGUCAAGCGUCCUGCCCCAGUACUUCUCAAAGGGAAUGCUGUCACAGUUGCAGUGUGGAAAGUGAAAUCUCUGUCUUAAUAAAAAAUUACAUUUUUCCCAAAAUGUGUGAGUAAAAUUGAUCCUACAGAAAAGUGUGUCAUUUGCCCUGUAACAAACCAGUGUGAAAGUUCAGUAUCCAUUCAAUUGCUGAUAAAAACAGAAGGAAGGAGAAAAAGGAAUUUAGGGGAGAUUUUAAAAUAAAAUGUAUAUGGAAAGUGUUCUUUGAAAAAAAAAAACAAGUAGACUGAAGCCUUAGAGGAAAUAAACCUUAUAAAAUUCUAUGUCUGUCCUUUAGUCUCAUUUUCCUUAUCUAUAGCUGAUCCCUGGAGUUCUUUUCUUACCCUUAGAAUUUACUCUCCUGUGACUUUUCAUUUUUGUGUAUGAACCCUUCCUAUUGACAGCAGGGACAAGAAGCACCUUUUCAGGUCCCUGGUGAAUUUUAAUCUUCCCUUCUGACUCUCACUGCCUCUUUCAUUUCUUGAAAAUUGUACCCUAAAUUUGAGCCCUGAUUUGCAUGUCUCCUUGGGCACAUGCCAUUGUACCCCUGAUUCUUCUGUGGGCUCUGUGGGAAGGGCUAGUUUUUCCUUCCCCAGUACCCAAGUACUUGCAUGCAUUGUUACAAGUGACUUCUCUUGCUGUGGCCAGGCCAGCAGGGUACUCCUGUGCGUGGAGGAUGACAACAGCAGUCAAAGCAAUUGCAGGCAGAGGCUGUGUUCACUGACUUUUCAAUGCCAGUUGGUUUCAUUAAGUAUAUUCAUCUGGCCCCAGUGCCUUCAUGAAGGGCCAGUGUUUGGAAAUGGGGGCAGAGUCUGGAGCAUUUGGAACCCACUGCCCUCCUAGGGUCUGAGGUUAGACUGGCAGAGUCCUGUGUGGGAACGGGCAUGAAGAACACAGAAUUUGUGGUCAGAUGGAUCUGGGUUUUAAUCCUGAUCUUUAAUUGUCUCAUAUGUGAAAUCGGAAUAACAAUUGCCAACUCUUCGAGCUGUUAUCACACACGCCGAGCUUCUAGCACAGUGUCUGACAGAAUGUAGGACUGAUCAGUGCACAAAGGGGCUGUUAUUAUUUGUUGAUAUAUUAUUAUUCAUGUACUUGCAUUUUGCAGUUUGCCACUGAAGGACAAUAAUUUUUCUUUCUGUUGUUUUUCCAAAUGGGAUAACUUUUUCACAAAGAUGCUGUAAACAAAGCAUGUUCUAAUAGGAAGAUUUUCUUCCCGUGAGCCAGGCGUCCACACCUAGAGUCUUGUGCUUUGGUGUGUGUUGUGUGAAUCUACCUGAGCAGCCUGGCAUCUGCACUGGCCAGCUCCCAGGCGUUCGGAGUCCUAGGGAUGAGCUUUAGCUCUUUUCAUCAAAUGUCCCAUUCCUCUCAAUUCCAUGAGCCUGAUUAGAACAAGUUGCAAACCUCAGAGGAACAAGUAUAGGAGGAAGGUUGUUUUGUUCUAAUUAUAAUUCUAAACUUUUUUUUUUAACAUGAAAAUAUGAU
Molecule: messenger RNA, 4206 nt
Organism: Mustela lutreola (European mink)
Lineage: Eukaryota; Metazoa; Chordata; Mammalia; Carnivora; Mustelidae
Gene: SNX25
Product: sorting nexin 25
Exons: 13
Coding region: 232-2412 (726 amino acids)
Cellular component (GO): early endosome membrane; intracellular membrane-bounded organelle
Molecular function (GO): phosphatidylinositol binding
Source: RefSeq, a predicted model, not a curated record